Messenger RNA from Lolium rigidum, 2096 nucleotides. Its product is annotated as increased DNA methylation 1-like. The transcript has 5 exons. Gene Ontology annotation, molecular function: acyltransferase activity, transferring groups other than amino-acyl groups; transcription corepressor activity. The record is from RefSeq and is a predicted model, not a curated record. Lineage: Eukaryota; Viridiplantae; Streptophyta; Magnoliopsida; Poales; Poaceae. Gene Ontology annotation, biological process: negative regulation of DNA-templated transcription. Bases 1 to 1896 code for a protein of 631 amino acids.
AUGGCCAUCGAGGAGUACAUCGGGUACAUGUCGCGCGGCGGCCGGGGACCCGGAGGCGACGAGCUGCGGCGGAAGGCAAAGGAGCACCUCCUGUCGUCCGGGUGGACCUUCCACAUGAAGCGCAAGUACGACGGCCGCCAGGAGCUCCGCUACAUGGCGCCGCACGGCGCGUCCUACAUCUCCCUCAUCGUCGCCUGCAAGAAGUACCAGCAGUUCAGCUGCAGCAGCACGGGCCGCCGCCCGCCUCGGCCGAACCGUUCCGGCAAGGGCGCCGCGGCUUCUCCAGUGAAAUCUACCGGGAAGAAGAGGGGCAGGGCGGUGAAUGGAGGGGGCAAGGAGGCUGACCUUAACGCCGGCAGCGACGAGGAGUGCUCUACAGCAGCAGCCGGCGGCCCGCCGUCCGCCCCGAGGACCAAGAAGAGGAGGAGGGUGUCCGCGCUCUACGCCGGCGACGCGCUCAGGAAAUCCGCCGCAGCCAAGAAGAAGAAGGCGUCCGCGUCGGCAUCUCCGGCGGCGUCGCGCGUGCUGCAGCCGAGGCCGAAAGACGGCGGCAAGACCCAGGUGGCGGCGGCUGCGCUGGUGCCGUCAGUGUGCCAGCCGAGCCGCGCGAGGACGAUCCUCGCGGUGCUCGUGGAGAAGAACAUCCUACGGCCGGCGGCCAAGCUGUCCUACAGGCGCACGACGCGCGGGCCUGCGGUCAAGCAAGGCACGGUAACCGGCGACGGGCACAUCCGGUGCCUGUGCGGCUGCGGCCGCACAGCGUUCACCGUGGCGGAGUUCGCGGCGCACGCCAACGGAGCCGCCACUGCCGAGCGGGCGUCAGCUCGCUUAUUCGUCGGCGACCGCAGGUCGCUGUCGCAGUGCCUGGUCCAGCUCAUGCGCGCCGACGGCAGGAAGAACAGAGGCUCGCCGGCGCCGUCGCCGUCGCCGGGCGCGAGGGUGAAGCGGAAAUGCACAGCUGAGCAGGAGGAUGGUGACGGGGUGUGCUCCGUCUGCGCCGACGGCGGCGAGAUGCUGCUCUGCGACUGCUGCCCGUCGGCGUUCCACCACGGCUGCGUCGGCCUGGAUGCCACCCCGCAGGGGGAAUGGUUCUGCCCGCCCUGCAGGUGCGCCAUUUGCGACUCUGGCGAGUUCGAGCCCGCCCCCGACGAGUUCACCGACAAGACAGUGAUCUGCUGCGACCAGUGCGAACGAGAGUAUCACGUCAGCUGCAUCAGGAGCAGAGGUGACCAGCUCGAGUGCUGCCCACAAGGGCCAUGGCUCUGCAGCCAGGACUGUUCAAACAUAUUCCGGCGUCUGCAAGGGCUCGUUGGCAGAUCGAUCCCUACCUCAGUGGAGGGCCUGUCGUUCACACUCUUCAGAUCAUCCAAGCUCCCCGAGGAGGAGGCCAUGGCCGCCGAAGAGCACGGGAAGCUGCGUAUGGCGUUCGACGUGCUCCACGAGUGCUUCGUCACCCUCAUCGAGCCGCAGACGCAGAGCGACCUCAGCCACGACAUCGUCUUCAACAGAGAAUCGUGGCUGAGGCGGCUGAAUUUCCGGGGAUUCUACGUGGUGGGCAUCGAGAAAGGCGGCGAGCUGAUAACCGUGGGCACUCUGAGAGUGUAUGGCGACAAGGUUGCAGAGCUGCCGCUUGUUGGGACCCGGUUCGCGCAUCGCCGUCAAGGAAUGUGCCACCUUCUGAUGAACAAUCUCGAGAAGUUGCUUGGUGAGUUGGGGGUGGAGAGGCUUGUGCUGCCGGCAGUGCCUGAGCUUCUGCAGACGUGGACGGAAUCCUUUGGCUUUCAAGUGAUGAGCCAGUCUAACAAGCUAGAGAUUGCAGAGCACACCAUCCUGUGCUUUCAAGGAACCACAAUGUGCCACAAGUUCAUCAACAAGGCGGUGGCCCCACGAAGAUGAAACAUCCUUCUUCCCUGUAGAAAUCAAGCAGACAAGUUCAGGGUUGAGAUGGCAGUAUUGAGAUUUCAUUGGUCAUUCUGCUCAUAUUUGUGAGGGUAAACUGUAUGCACGAGUGGCUGAACAUUUGUUUGGUACUGUAUGCACGAUGAUUCCAUUGAUGAUGUAGGAUGUUAAUAAAAAUGGAAAAGUAUAUUUUGUUU